GCCUGAAGGAGAAAGGAAAGAAAGAGUCCUCCAGCUUCCCUCCCUCCUUCCCAUCUACUCUGUCUGAUUCAAUCUCAAACUCUGCGUCCAAUCCCACCACCUCCAAAUUCAAAUCCCUAAUUCCUGAUUCCUAAUUUUCCCUCCUCACUCUGAUCUCUGAUUCUUCCUUCUUCUUCCGCCCCUCUCCCGCAUUAAAGUUCCACUGGCCCGUCCCGUUCUGAAAGUUUCACCACUGUCGGCGGAGGAGUUUCCAGAUUCAGAUCAACCGUAUAUUCAUGCCGGUCUCCCUGCCUCCCUUCUCAGUGCAUCAAGCAAUCGCGGUCUCAGUCACUGUCUUCUCUGGUAUUCGCUCUACUACCGGCAUUUCGAUUUUCCAGGUUUAAGUUACUAAUCAGGCUAAGAGAGGUUCCGUUUCUGAUGUUUGAGUUUAGUUUUGGGGUUGGCAAUUGCGCUGAUGUGAGAGCAGUUUAAUCGUCGGGAUAGUGCGAUCCUGGUUGGAAACUCCCCUGUGUAUGGUAAUCCCGCCACUGGGAAGAUCCUCGUGCUUUCUCUCCUUGUUCCCGGGGCUUAGUUGCAGUGAUGGGAGGACUAGGAACAGCGUUUCUUUAGUUUUUUUAGGGGCACUGCCUGCAAUGCGAUGAAACGGAGGACUCUGGCACUGGAAUAUUCUCGUCGCCUGAUUGUGCAAAGAUGGUGCUUGGUAAAAUAGCAGCUGCGGUUUCUGCUGCGACUAGUCGUCUCUCUUUUUCGGGAUCAAACUCUGCUUCUGUCCCGUAUAUGUCAACUGGGGUAUCUCCCCCUCCUACAGAAGCCGCUGAUCAUGGAUUUUCUUUCUCCAACCCUGCACAAAGCAAGGCCAAUUUGAGGCUCUCGUCAUCACUGCAAGACUUGUCAUCGUAUAGGCGACUUGAUCCCGAGGAAGGGGACCCUCUGAAGUUUGGGGUUGAUAAGAAUGUCCGUUUGUUACAGAGAGAGAAUGCUACCGCUGCAAGUUUUUCUAAAGAGAAAGGACUGCCACCUGCAACUCCUUUUCUACGGAGGAAAUGGGUUCGGGCGCUGUUGGUGUUCUUGUGCCUGUUAUCGUUUACUUUCUUAACUUACUUGAUUUCCUUAUACAUUUAUUCUUACUGGUCUCAAGGAUCAUCCAAGUUCUAUGUUGUUCUUGACUGUGGAAGUACUGGUACUCGUGUGUUCGUAUAUCAGGCAUCCAUUGAUAACAAAAAAGAUGGUAACUUACCCAUUGUGGUGAAGUCUUUUUCCGAAGGUGUUUCUCGAAAGCCAACCGGACGUGCAUACGAUCGAAUGGAAACUGAACCUGGGCUUCAUAUGUUGGUGCAUAAUACAUCUGGAUUGAAGUCUGCUCUAAAACCACUUGUUAAGUGGGCCCAGAAGCAAAUUCCAGCGGACGCACAUCAGUCAACCUCACUUUUCCUCUAUGCUACUGCCGGGGUACGCAGGCUUCCUAGAUCUGAUUCGAAAUGGCUGCUAGAUAAAGCGUGGUCUAUACUCAAUGAAUCUCCAUUCUUGUGUCAAAGAGAAUGGAUUAAGAUUAUCAGUGGCAUGGAAGAAGCUUAUUUUGGAUGGAUAGCCUUAAAUUAUAGAACUGAGGUACUGGGAGCUAGUCCGAAGAAGCCAACUUUUGGCGCUCUUGACCUGGGGGGCUCAUCAUUGCAGGUCACUUUUGAGGGUGAUAAACAGUUCCGCAACCAGACUAACUUAAACCUUAGAAUUGGAGCUGUCAACCAUCGCCUCAGUGCCUAUUCUCUCGCAGGAUAUGGUUUAAAUGAUGCAUUUGAUAAGUCUGUUGUUCAUAUCCUAAAGAGGCUUCCAAAUGUUGAUUUACUCAGUAAUAAGGCUGAGAUUAAGCAUCCUUGCCUGCAUUCUGGCUACAAGGAGGAAUAUAUAUGUUCCCACUGUGGGUCUGACAAACAAGAUGGUGUUAGUCCUGUUAUCCGAGGAAGACAGCUUCGCAAGGCAGCUAAGUCAGGAGUGGCUGUUAAGCUUAUUGGUGCUCCAAAUUGGGAGGAAUGCAGUGCACUUGCUAAAAUCGUUGUUAAUUUAUCUGAAUGGUCAAACAAAAGCCCAACAGUAGACUGUGACUUGCAACCCUGUGCUCUCCCAGAAGGUUUACCUCGCCCGUAUGGCCAGUUCUAUGCUAUCUCUGGGUUUUUUGUGGUAUAUCGUUUUUUCAACCUGUCCGCAGAAGCUUCCCUUGACGACGUAUUGGAAAGGGGUCGAGAAUUCUGUGAACGGAAUUGGAAAUAUGCGAAAAGUAGUGUUCCUCCGCAGCCCUUUAUUGAACAAUACUGCUUUCGGGCACCGUACAUAGUAUCAUUGUUGAGAGAGGGCUUACACAUAACAGAUAGCCAAAUUGUUGUUGGUUCUGGUAGUAUAACUUGGACACUUGGGGUUGCACUGUUGGAAGCUGGGAAGACAUUUUCAUCUAGAUUACGGCUUCAUAAGUAUGAAAUAUUCCGUAUGAAGAUACAUCCAGCCGUUCUCCUUGCCCUUUUGCUUAUGUCAUUGUUUAUGUUGCUAUGUGCAUUAUCAUGUGUUGGCAACUGGAUUCCGAGGUUUUUCCGGCGACCAUAUCUUCCACUUUUCAGGCAUAACAGUGCAUCUACCGCUUCUGUUCUCAACAUCCCUUCCCCCUUCCGUUUUCAACGGUGGAGUCCUAUGAAUACUGGCGACGGAAGAGUGAAGAUGCCAUUGAGUCCAACAGUAGCAAGUGGGCAGUAUCGACCGUUUGGAUUGGGCCAUGGUCUGGGUGAGAGUGGGGUCCAGCUCAUGGAACCUGCCAUAUACACAGCGAGUGGCAGUGUUUCGCAUAGUUAUUCCUCCAACAGCUUAGGGCAGAUGGUUGAGAGCAGUAGCAUGGCUUCCUUCUGGUCCCCUCACAGAGGUCAGAUGCGCCUUCAGAGUAGAAGAUCCCAAUCUAGAGAAGACCUCACUUCGUCCGUCGCUGAUGCACAUAUGGUGAAGGUUUAGAUCAUCUGUCCCUUGAAACUAAUGGUAAGGAGAAACGAAAGCGGGAAAAUGAAAAAAAGAACUGGCAGCUGUAGAGGAAAUGGACUUUGGUAUGCUAAUCCAUAUCUGUAUUCUGACCUCUAAUUUCCUGCAGAUCCUGGUCUGCAUUGCCUGACUUUCACACUCGUUAACUCGGUCUCCACUGCAGUACAAGUGCCCAGCUCUUUUGUGAAGCAAGCUAGCAGGGUUGCAGUCUUACAGAAAAUUCCUGACAGGUGCUUGCACUAACCUUCCCUGUUUUGUUUCCCCACCGCAAAAAUCCUUGGUGCUAUUUUUACUUGCUCACUAGGCAACCUGUUCCCACAUGUAAGAUGCGACCUCAUUUUGAGAGAGAGACAGAGCAUUCAUUCCAGAGUCUGUUUUAGACAUGUUUUAGAUCUGCAGAGCAAAGGAAAGUAAAGGGUAGUGGGUUUUAGCAGAAAGGAAUAGACAAGUUGGUGGCAAGAGAUAUGCAAUACCUGUAUUAUUAUUAUUUUGUCAACUCUUGAAUACAUGGUGUUAGAAAUUGGUGAAGAAGCCACCAAGUAAUUCGCAAAUGCAAUUUCAAUUACUAGGUGGUGAGAAGUGUAUCGAAACUCAUUUAUUGGGCCAAGUGAUUUUUUUGGAAAAAUGCUCGGAGGUUUCUGUGAUCGAGAGUUCUUCUGUUCGAAUCUCGUUGACGCAUAUUUAUUUGGACUUGUGCAAACUUCAAGCCUAUAUGUGUGGUGGCUUUCGUUUGAUGGAGUGUGUUAGUACAUGUUAUAUGAUCCACUAUGGAACCAACUCACGGAUUUGAAAUUUGCACGGGCACACGAUACCUUAUGCUUUAAUGAACUGUUAAUAUUGGGGGUCGUGGAGAUUCGAACACAUGGCCACUUGACCAACUAUUUCUAAUAUCAUGUCAUGAAUCAGUUGAUCCCAAUAAUAUGACAAACAUGUAAUUGAGAAGCGUAACACUAAUUUACAUCGGAUUUUUCAUACUUACACUCAAUUGAUGAGCUCAUUCUAGUUAGCAAACUUACUUGUUGGCCAGCGUGCAACUUCAACUAUAAAAAUGUUAUGACCUUCAAGUUGAAAACCAGUGACGAUAUCGUUAGACAAAAUUCUCGUCGUUGAUAAAUAAUUUUUGUGCGAUAGUUAAGCUGGCGAGCGAUGAGGAAAAUUCAGCAGGAGGCGAACGGUGAAAGUAGCAUAGCACUGGAUCCUGAAGAUUUGCAGCAGUAGUAUGAUUGAGAGAGGAUAAACAUUUUGAACAAAGUAGUGUAUUUUUUUUUUGGGGUUUCAUUUAUUUGAAUCAUUAUACUGAAAAAAAGGUUAAUCAAAAUGUAGUACAUAUAUGUUGUGUUUCUUUGGGUUGUAGACUACACUUUCUUACUUCGUGUUCUACAUAUUGUACUAGGGGUCUUCUAACCAAGAAACCCCAUGUAUCAAU
This is a messenger RNA of Linum trigynum, 4438 nucleotides long. The record is from the annotation of a GenBank genome assembly. NCBI's taxonomy places the organism in Eukaryota, Viridiplantae, Streptophyta, Magnoliopsida, Malpighiales, Linaceae.